Molecule: messenger RNA, 2241 nt
Organism: Caenorhabditis elegans
Lineage: Eukaryota; Metazoa; Nematoda; Chromadorea; Rhabditida; Rhabditidae
Gene: exoc-8
Product: Exocyst component Exo84 C-terminal domain-containing protein
Exons: 8
Coding region: 8-2068 (686 amino acids)
Biological process (GO): exocytosis
Cellular component (GO): exocyst
Source: RefSeq, marked reviewed
CUCGAAAAUGCUUUCAAAUGAGGAUGGAUUAUUCCAGACGGACGCCUUUUCUCCAUCGGAUUACAUCCGGGACCGCCUGAAAGGGGUGAAAAUCGGUGAUGAGACACGAAAACUUCGACAUCUUCGUUCAGAAAUGGGCGCUCUGAACCAUGCUUCACAGGAGACACUGAAAAAUAACGUUUUUCGAAAUUAUCAGCAAUUUAUUGAUGCUUCGAAAGAGAUUUCUCAUUUGGAGCGAGAAAUCUACCAAUUAACACAUUCCCUAAUCGAGCAAAAACAAGUAAUCGAGAAUUUAAUAAUGAUGACUGGAGAUGAUAAAUCAUCAAUUCAUACAGUAUCAAGUCAUUCUACAACCACCUCGACCACUAAUCCAAUUCAAAUUUUAAUGCAGAAAAUGGAGGGAAUCGGCGGGAUUUUAAAUAAUAUGUCAACUUCGGAAAAAGUAAUUUUGUACGGGGAAAUGGAGCAAUUCGACGUGGAAACAAAGAAGCCAGUGCAGAAGUGUAUGCUGAUAUUAUUGUCUCAUCGAUUGAUUAUUGGAAAUAUUAAUGCUGCUGGAAAAUAUGUAAUGGAAUCAACCCUCUCACUAAACUCAGUUGCCCCAGUCAACGUUAAAGAUCGUGAAUCAGGCGCCGCCAACGCUGGAAAAGUGCUGAAACUCUUGAUAUUCCCCGAAUCCCGUUGUUAUUUGUGUGAGAGUGCAAGAAUUCGAACCCUUUGGUUUGACGAGUUGGAACAGGCGAAACGAGAGAUUCUACAUAAGGGAAGUCUCGUGAGACAGGCAACUAUUCGAGGAAAACGGCAAACUGUGAAAGAACGGAAGGCCGCUGCAUCGUCGGCUAUUGAGGAAAAACCAUCUUUUCUAGAGGAAGAGGAGGAUGUCGGGGAUGAAAAUGAAGAGAGAAACGACAAUGACAUUUCCUGGUUAUCCGAACUUCCGGCAGAACUGGACGAUUGCAUUGCUCAUCGAGACCUUGAUCAAGCUGUUGAGCUUAUUCACGAAUGGAAACAGUGCCCGACGAAAGAUGCUGUAAUUGAUAUUCAGUUGCAAAUGAGAGAGAAUACGAUUGUCCAACUGCUCAGCGACGAUGUAAGCCGGCCCGGCGCAGUACACGGAGGCCCGAGAGCCAUGAAAAAAGCCCGAACUCUUCUAACCCAAUUAGGCCGUGGAACCUACGCAACAGAUGUCUAUUUAAGACGGAGAAGUGCAAUGCAACGAAGUGCAAUGCGUGAUGUAACAGUAUCAGAAGAACCAAUAUCAUAUGUAAAGCAACUAUGUACAUUAUAUGGAAAUGCAGUAUCUGAUAUUGCAAAUGAAUUCCGAUCAAUGCCUCAAUACUAUUGUCAAGUACUUCAAUGGUGUUCUUAUGAAUUAAGUACUCUAUUGAAUUUGAUCAGAAGACAUGUUAUUGAAGUUGCACCUGCAAUUGCUGUAAUUGCAUAUACGUGGAAGAAUGUAAUGCAUACAAUGGAAGAUCUCACUGCAAUUGGUGUUCAUUUGAAUUUCGAAGUCAAUCGGCUUUUAAGUAUUCCCCUCGAGAAAUCUCUACAAGGAAACUUUGAAAAUAUCUGUGAUGCUGUGAAAAUGCGGAUUUCGGAGGAAAAAUGGAGGCCCUACGUGCUGGAAUCGGAAUCUGCACUGAAUCGACUCGUUGAGGAGCUUUCCGAUGUUGGGAUUAAUGUGGAAUGGGCGAUUUCUGCAAAUGAUGAAUCGAGAAGCUCGUUGAAUGUUUCGCAGAAUGUUGUGCAUUUUGCGAAAGUUGCACAUACUCUUUCGAAGGAUUUGGCGCCGCUUAGAUUAUCCCCAAUCCAAGUGUUGUGUGAAGUGUAUGCAGAUGAACUAUGGAAGAUGUAUCUACAACAUUUGGCUGAUAACAUCCGAGACGGCGCCGUUUUUGCGUAUUCCACUACUUUUAUUCUAACCAUGGUACUCCCAGUGUGCGAUAAAAUCCUAUACGGCGAGGAAGGCGAGCUCAUUCGCCUGAUUGAUCAAUUCCCCAGCCUGGCUCCGUACGCAGACCCAUCUGAUGAAGAGAAGAAGGAUGAUGAAGAAGUUGCUCAUGUUUGAUGUACUUUUUAAAAUUCGAAUUUUAAAAAAUAAUUGCACCCGCUUUCUGUGAUAUAGAUUCUAUUCUUGUCUGAAAAUUUUUUUCUCCAUUUUUUAUAUUUAUUUUUAAUUUCCCCGCUUCGCUUUUGUUCUAUUCUCCAAAAAACCGAAAACAUGAACAUUUUUGUUUGAAA